This is a messenger RNA of Zophobas morio, 2202 nucleotides long. Its product is annotated as WD repeat-containing protein CG11141. Lineage: Eukaryota; Metazoa; Arthropoda; Insecta; Coleoptera; Tenebrionidae. Gene Ontology annotation, molecular function: protein binding. Bases 160 to 2034 code for a protein of 624 amino acids. The transcript has 6 exons. The record is from RefSeq and is a predicted model, not a curated record.
UCUAGCCACUACAGUGACACUCCAAGUGUCACUGCGAAGUACACAAUUAAAAAACUUUUUAGCGUUUUUAAUCCCACAUUUAUUUGUUUACGUUUUUAUGACCUGUUAUGCCGCCGUUUUUGAAAUGCGCGCGCCCCUCUGAGCCCCCGAUCCGCGAAAAUGGCAACAUAUGACACCUACAACAGCUUGAAGGAAUGGGCCCCCCUGACCGACUUGUUUAACAAACUGCCGUCGAAGCUCCCCAACGGCUUCUUCACCCAAGAUGUGAAGCUCACCUGUCUCGACGUGUUGCCUGAAUUUCUGGCCCUGGGGACGAAUCUGGGGGUUGUGUUUUGGUACGACCGAAAAAAGAAGGAUUUGCAGAGGCUCCGCUGCGAAAAGCAGAAUGUGCAAGUCACAGUCGUUAAAAUCAUCUCGACUGUGGACUACAUGGUGGCUUGCGGCAGCAACGACGGGAGUAUAAAUAUUUUCCAAAUACCGAAGUCGCACCCGGAUUGCAUUCCAGAGAGCUUGAAACCGAAAGGGAAGCAAGUGGAGAGGUACACCGUGACGGAUUUACACAAAUCGCCGAUCACGGCGAUCGAGUGGGCUAAAAAUGGGAUGAAGUUGUUCUCGGGGGAUAAAGGGGGCUGCAUUGUUCUAACGGAAAUCGACUUCUACAUGUUUGAAUUGAAGCACAUUUGCAAAUCGAUGGAAAUUCUGAACGAGUCGUAUGAAGUUGUUCAGCUGAGUUACAGUCAGCAGCGGCUGCUAGUCUCGACGACGUACCGCAGCAUCAUCUGCCAGAGACAGGAAAAGUGGAAGGUUUGUCAAGUCGGGAAAAAAGACAGGAAGAUACUGGGGCCUUUCGGGGGCGUUAUUUAUCAAAGUGGCCCCAAAACUACAGACGCGGUUUUGUAUUGUACUCGUCCAGGUCUGCGAAUUUGGGUGGCGGAUUACGACGGCAACGUCAACAAGACUCUGUUGUUUAAAGACUUGCUAAAAAAGGAGUGUUCGGAGGUGCCAAUUAUCAACCCAAUUUCGAGGAAUUUGAAGAUGCUCAAACCCCAAAAAGAGCCGUCGUUCGGGGUUUUGCUCCCAUUCAACGAUAAUCUCCUCUUGACUUACAAUAACGACGUGAUUUACGUGCUUGAUCCUGAGAAAAUGACCGUUUUAGAGACGAUGAGUCACUUCAGGAAUGUGUUGUGGGUGGCGACGUAUAGGGAUGAAAUUUUCGUGCUUGAGGAGGAGCGGAGUAUUAUUAGGGUGUCGUACAGGCCAGAGCAGCACCCAGACGUUGAUGUUAAUUCGGCGUCUCCAGUCUCCAGCGCUUUUCUCCCUAUAACGUCAUCAAUCAAAGAUAUCACGAACAAACUCCAGACUUCUAGUAUCAUCCCGGCUAUGUCUCCAUUCCUGGAUAGCACAAGUGACGUGAACAUCCAUACGGACAACUCUCUUAUAAUGAACGCCGAAGAAGCGAAAGAAUCUCCAAUCAAAUCGCGGAUUGUCAACCCGGAAAUUGAGAAAAAGUUCAACGAUAUUGGUAAACAACAAUUCAGCGAGAAAAUUUUGUUCCGGCAGACGAAACAUAGAAAGAAAAUGUCUGCCAGUACUAUUAGUUUGAGUUCGAAUAGUUCUGAGGAAAAGGACGGUUACAUCAAACCGACCUUGAUGACUUUGAGUUCGGUGGGGGUUUUACCGGACUUGAGGAGCCCAGAGUCCAUUCAGAACGAUAUUGAAUACAAAGAGAAAAUUCUUGCUGAUAUUUUAAAUUUGGAUAAAGUGAAAAUCUCGUUGGAUAAAUUGCACGAAAACGACUGUGAUGAGGUUGAAGAUGCACCGGAAGAAGAGGCUGCUUUGAAUUUAGGUAAUGUGGAUGAUAUUGAAUGUGUGGAAAUUGAUGAGGAACCUUCUAGUAAAAGUCCUGUUAUCAAAGAUGUACCCCCUGCAUGCUUAAACAUUCCAAAUGACUGGAAACUGGCAGACAUUCAGCUGAACGUCAAAAAUGAUAAUUCUUUGUCUGACACGUCGUUGACUGACUGGGAAAUCGUGUAAUUUAUUGUGAGGUAUUGUUACUAGUCAUUUGUGUUGAGCGUCUCUAAAACUGUCCAUAAUAAACACAGUGUGCAAUAACUCAAUUAUAUUUUUAAAGACUGCAUUUUGUACAAGUACUCAAGCUACAGAUUCACUCACCUGUUAAUUAGGGAAAUUACAGAAUGUAAC